Molecule: messenger RNA, 1377 nt
Organism: Cercospora beticola
Lineage: Eukaryota; Fungi; Ascomycota; Dothideomycetes; Mycosphaerellales; Mycosphaerellaceae
Product: flavin monoamine oxidase family protein
Molecular function (GO): oxidoreductase activity
Source: RefSeq, a predicted model, not a curated record
AUGCUUGACGCGAUCGUCAUCGGAGCCGGGCUCUCCGGGUUACAAGCUGCGCGUUCUCUGCAAGAGGCAGGGCUACAAGUCAUUGUCCUAGAGGCUCGAAAUCGAGUCGGAGGCAAAGUCUGGAGCGUCCCUUUGGCAUCUGGUCGAGGCGUGGUGGAUUUGGGUGCUGCGUGGGUAAAUGAUCAGUUGCAGCCGCGUAUCACGAAGUAUCUGAAGCGAUGGGACUUGAAGAGGGUGGAACAGCGGUUGGGGCAUACCGCGAUUAUGCAGGAUAGUGAGGGCGGCAUUUCAACAUUCCCGCAUGGUAUUAUGCCUGAGUUCAGCGAAGAGGAGAAGAAGAAUCUGGGGGUUGUUCGUGAUCAUAUUCAAGCAGAAUCACUAAAGGCUGGACGACCGGAAUCGAAAGAUGAUGCUGUCAGUCUGGAUCAGUAUGUUCGGAAUCUUGGCGCUACCGACAAAACAAUCAAGAUGGUCAACCUUUGGGCUAGAGUGAUGCAUGGCGUGGAAUCUACGGAAGAGUCAGCAGCUUUCUUCAUCGACUAUUGUCGGAAGAACCAAGGACUUCUGUCGAUUCGUGCUGAUGACAAGACCGGUGGCAAUUAUCAGCGUCUACACCGUGGCACUCAAUCCAUUGCGAACGGCCUCCACGAGCUCGUCGGCAAGCACAACGUCUAUUUCUCAUCGCCGGUGAGAUCCGUCGAGGAUAAUCGCACUCAUGUGGUCGUCACCACAGUCGGCGGAAAGGUCUUCAAAGCGCGGAAAGUCAUCAUCUCGAUACCAAGCACAAUGUACCAAGACCUGACGAUAUCUCCGCCACUGCCUGCUGGUCUUCAAGAGCUUGCCGACAAUGCCACGAUGGGAGACUACAACAAGAUGAUUGUAUGCUACAACACACCUUGGUGGCGGGAGACGUCCUACAAUGGCUUCUUCAUGAGCUACAGUGGCCCUAGCCCGCUGGCGCGAGACACUAGUGUGGAGGAAGUCGGACUGUACUGCUUGACUUGCUUUGUGAAUGGCGACUUGGGCCGCAAAUGGUCCAAGCUACCACCUCACGAGCGACGCGCCACUAUCCUGAAGCAGCUGGCCAAGAUCUAUAAGGCAGGUCCUGAUUCCGAAGUCUGGCGACCAAUCGAGAUGUUCGACCAGAUCUGGAAGCAUGAACAGUACUCCAAAGGCGCAUUGGUCCCCAUCACCAAGAUUGGCGACUUGACCAAGCAUGCGGAUGUGUAUGGCAAGCCUGUCGGGAACAUCCAUUUCUGCGGCACAGAGUACGCCACGGAGUGGAAGGGGUACAUGGAAGGCGCAUUGUGCUCUGGCGAGAACGUUGCCAAGGAGGUCUUGAAUGUAGUCGGUUUAGAUGCUAGGCCAAAAUUGUGA